UAGAUGUCUAUAUAACUUUUAUGUUAUUUUCUUGGUUAUAAAUAGAAGACAUCUGCAGAGAAUUUGGAGGCACGACUCCAUGGAUACACCAAUAUUAAAGAAUUUGUGGACAAUUUUGUUCUUUGCUUUGGUUUUGAUUAGAUUGAGAGGUGGUGAAGGGAGUGGUGACAUUGUACAAUCACAAACCAAGGUCACUCCAUUGGUUUCAAGCGAGCACAAAAGAAACAAGACUUCAAAUGAAGUUGUAGUUAAUAACAAAAGAAGGAACAAUGGUGGGGGUGGUGGAGGAGGAGGAGGAGGAGGAGGUGGUGGUGGAGGAUGGGGAACGGGUGGUGGUGGUGGUGGAGGAGGAGGAGGAGAAGGAGGAUGGGGAUGGGGAGGUGGUGGGGGUGGUUAUUGGAGAUGGGGUUGUAACAAAUCAGGCAAAAGGGGGCACCAUUUGCACAGCAAGAGAGUUUCGGAUAAUGGAGAGUACAAGAUGGGGGAAUUUGCACAAUGCAUGCUUAAAGGGAGGUGUAGAGGCAUGAGGCUGGAUUGUCCACUCCAUUGCGGCGGACCGUGUUUCUACGACUGCCGCCAUAUGUUUUCAUCAUUCCUCAACAUUCUUUGGAAUCAACAAGAACUUGAAUGGUCGAAGCUUGCAGCAUCGGAGUCGGAUCUUUUGAUGUAAGAAAAUGAAUCUAGACAUUACAUAAAAGUAGGGGUUGUAAAAAUUUAUGUGGAAAAAAAAAAUGAUCUCGUGAUAGAAUAUACGUCAAUUUAUUUUCUCUCUAAUAUUUAAAACUUUGAAAAGGAAAUAGAUCGACACAUGCCCCUG
Molecule: messenger RNA, 817 nt
Organism: Olea europaea var. sylvestris
Lineage: Eukaryota; Viridiplantae; Streptophyta; Magnoliopsida; Lamiales; Oleaceae
Product: glycine-rich protein 3-like
Exons: 2
Coding region: 80-670 (196 amino acids)
Source: RefSeq, a predicted model, not a curated record